Messenger RNA from Brachypodium distachyon (stiff brome), 1458 nucleotides. Its product is annotated as expansin-A16. Lineage: Eukaryota; Viridiplantae; Streptophyta; Magnoliopsida; Poales; Poaceae. The transcript is spliced from 3 exons. Gene Ontology annotation, cellular component: extracellular region. Gene Ontology annotation, biological process: plant-type cell wall organization. The record is from RefSeq and is a predicted model, not a curated record. The coding region runs from base 507 to 1298 and encodes 263 amino acids.
GCAGUAAGAACCAAGAAAAAUGCCACUGACGAUUUUCCGUUUCCUAUCCAACGGGACAUGGACUUGUAAAAUUUCUGAAAAGUGUCAAGUCCCUGCCUUUGAGAAGGUGGAACCGUGGCAGUCGGAAGAGAAGACAAUUGUUCACAGGUCCUCGAAAGGAAAAGCCGCCCGUCGCCGCGGUCCGAGCUGCUGCCACUACUGCAAAUCCCAAUAAAGUGAGCAGAAAGGGCGUGGCACCAAAUGCAGGCUCGCGUUAUACUCCCACUGUCCUCCUCAUCUUUGACUCCCUCGCCAUCCCAGUCCAAGCCAAACGCAGACCAACAAAGAACUGCUGCCCAUUCCAGGAGCCCAAGAAACUCGCUUGCCAAGAACAGCAACUACUCAAGACCCAUCCCCCCUCCUCCCCAAGUCCUCUGCAGCCGCAAGCACUCAAACACUUCAACCAAGAGAUUGCACUGGCCAGUGGAGUGAAUCAGGUGAACAGUGAUCACCUGGUACAGAGCAACAUGAUGGGCUCUCUGCCCCUUCUCUUCUUCUUGCUGCUGCUGCUGAUUUCUGGAGUCAGGUUCGGCGGCAGCGUAAGGCUGGGCAAUGGCGGCUACGAGGAGUGGAGGCUGGGCACGGCGACCUACAUCAAGGAGUCCCAGGGGCACCCGCUCAAUGAUGGUGGUGGUGCCUGCGGAUAUGGGGACCUGGACAUAUUCAGAUACGGGAGGUACACGACCGGCCUGAGCAGCGCGCUGUUUGGGCGUGGCAGCGCCUGCGGCGCCUGCUACGAGCUCCGGUGCGUGAACAACAUCCUCUGGUGCCUGCGGGGCAGCCCGACCGUCGUCGUGACGGCGACCGACUUCUGCGCCCCAAACUUCGGCCUCCCUGACGACUUUGGUGGCUGGUGCAACUUCCCCAGGGAGCACCUAGAGAUGACCGAGGCCGCCUUCCUCCGGGUUGCCAAGGCCAAGGCUGACAUUGUCCAGGUGCAGUUCCGAAGGGUGAGCUGCGACAGAGCCGGUGGCAUGCGGUUCACGAUCACCGGCGGUGCCAGCUUCCUCCAGGUCCUGAUCACCAACGUGGCGGCCGACGGCGAGGUCAUCGCCUUGAAAGUGAAAGGGUCAAGAACCGGGUGGAUACCAAUGGGGAGGAACUGGGGGCAGAACUGGCAGUGCAACGCCGAUCUCCAGCGCCAGCCGCUUUCGUUCGAGGUCACUGGAAAGAAGGGGAGGACCUUCACGAUGUACAACGUGGCACCUUCAGAUUGGAUGUUCGCGCAAACAUUUGAAGGCAAGCAGCUCGUUGAAUAGGUGAAAAGAGUGGUAAGCUCCGGUGAUUGUAAUUAGAAUUACAGGGGGGGUUUAUAAAUGUCGGGCUUCAAUUUUGUGACCUAAAAGAAUUUAGCCUCACUGAAUGGUGUUUGCUCUGCUCACCCUGUUCGGUAUAGUUAUUAAAUUUUACUUCCGGUUG